This is a messenger RNA of Suricata suricatta (meerkat), 1286 nucleotides long. RefSeq names its product olfactory receptor 9Q2-like. The coding region runs from base 1 to 945 and encodes 314 amino acids. The record is from RefSeq and is a predicted model, not a curated record. Lineage: Eukaryota; Metazoa; Chordata; Mammalia; Carnivora; Herpestidae. Gene Ontology annotation, biological process: G protein-coupled receptor signaling pathway; sensory perception of smell. Gene Ontology annotation, cellular component: membrane. Gene Ontology annotation, molecular function: G protein-coupled receptor activity; odorant binding; olfactory receptor activity. The transcript has a single exon.
AUGGCCGGGAGAAAUGACACUGUAGUGACUGAGUUCUUCCUCACUGCGUUCCCAGAGCAUCCCGAGUGGGGGCUCCCUCUCUUCCUGGUAUUUCUGAGUUUCUAUCUACUCACUCUGCUGGGGAACACGGGAAUGGUCAUCCUGAUCCGCGUGGAUGGCCGGCUCCACACUCCGAUGUACUUCUUCCUUGGCCACCUUUCCUUCGUGGACAUCUGCUACUCGUCCAUUACGGUCCCCCAGAUGUUGGCUGUGCUGCUGGAGCACGGGGUGGCUCUGUCCUACACACGCUGCGCUGCUCAGUUCUUCCUCUUCACCUUCUUCGCUUCCAUCGACUGCUACCUCCUGGCAAUCAUGGCCUAUGACCGCUACGUGGCCGUGUGCCGGCCCCUGCUUUAUGUCACCAUUGUGACGGAGAAGGACCGCUGGGGCUUACUGGCUGCGGCGUAUGUGGCUGGGUUCUCCAGUGCCUUCGUUCGAACAGUCACAGCCUUCACCCUCUCCUUCUGUGGAAACAAUGAGAUCGACUUUAUUUUCUGUGAUCUCCCUCCUCUGUUAAAGCUGACCUGUGGGGACAGCUACACCCAGGAAGUGGUCAUUAUUGUGUUUGCCAUUUUUGUCAUGCCUCUUUGUGUAUUGGUGAUCUUGGUGUCCUACCUGUUUAUCAUCGUGGCCAUCAUGAGGAUCCGCUCGGUGGGGGGCCGGGCCAAGACCUUCUCCACUUGCGCCUCCCACCUCACGGCUGUGUCACUCUUCUUUGGCACCCUCAUUUUCAUGUACCUGAGAGAUAACUCUGGCCAGUCUUCGGAGGAGGACCGAGUGGUGUCAGUGCUCUAUACAGCGGUGACCCCCAUGCUGAACCCCUUCAUCUAUAGCCUGAGAAAUAAGGAGGUAAAGGAGGCAGUUAUGAAAGCCCUGAGCAGGUCAAAGUCUUCUGGAAGGCCCUAGAUUGACUCUUUCCAAGUAUGUGAUUCCUUAGUUUCCCUGUCCUUUCUGUCUAUACUCAAAUGUCACCAAUAUGGGGAGACUUUCCCGGACAACCUUACUUCAAAUUGCAUCCAAACAUCCCACUUCCAUUUUCUGAUUUAUUAUUCUGUGUCCUACGUGUCACCAUCUGAUGCACUGUGUGCUACAUAUUUGAUAUUGUCUAAUUCUCACAAACUGGAAGGUAAACUACAUGAGAGAAAGUGUUUUUUAUCUGUGAGACUCACUUCUGUGUGUUCAGUGCCUAAUCUAGCAUCUAGCACAUAAAAAGCAUCCAAUAACUAUUUGUUGAAUAAAUGCAUUAA